Molecule: messenger RNA, 2020 nt
Organism: Porites evermanni
Lineage: Eukaryota; Metazoa; Cnidaria; Anthozoa; Scleractinia; Poritidae
Source: the annotation of a GenBank genome assembly
AGAUGGCUGAGAACAAUCUCAGUAAUAUUGUUUCUUAACAAGCAAGACUUGUUAAAAGAAAAGGUGCGGGCUGGAAAGUCCAAGAUUGAGGACUAUUUCCCGGACUUUGCUCGGUAUAGAACUCCUCCAGAUGGUAAGAUAGACAAGAAUUUUUUAUGCCUUUUUCCCAGAGCAAAAACAGUUAUACUGUUAAAUUGCAAGCACUUCCCUUUGUUUAUCAUUGGUCAUGUAAACUGUUACCUGCUUGUUUCAAUUGAGUAAUUUAAAUUUACUGCUUUUGUUCAUCCCUUUGCAUCGUGCCAAUCACGCUCUGGUAAUCUUUAUGUAACCUCUGUCAAUACCACCCAAUAUGGCUUACGCUCCCUAAAAUUUGCCUCUCUUUGUUAGCUUUUAAUUUUCAGCAAUGAUAUCGGUACAGGACGGGCCCUUACUUAUAAGUCACCUGAUUAUUAGGUGCUUUAGGCAUGAAGUAGGCCUCACAUUUAUGAUGCUUUCUUUUGCAGCCACAGCGGAGCCUGGAGACGAGGAAUCAGUGACAAGAGCUAAAUAUUUUAUUCGUGAUGAAUUCCUUUGUAAGUAAAGAUUUUCCUUGACGUCUUAGAAUUUUCAAUCAUUCCCGGUUUUUUAGUUUCAUGAUAUACUAAAACAUCUGACACUUUUUGGAUUAUAUUCUUAUUUAUAUUCAAGAGUAAGAGACAGCAAUGGAUGUGCAGCUCAAACUGUAAAGUGGCUUAUUCAUUUGACGUCAUAGCGGUUCAUGUGCAUUCGUUCCAGCGGGAAAUUAUGUUCAUUCUUUGUCUCUGCCACUUCGUUAAGUUACGCCGAAUCGUUGUACGUCAUACUUGUCAUUUUGGCCGCGCGAUAGGGCGGACAUUCUUGAAGGCAAAAUCGCCAGUUUUGAGGGCAAAAACAUAGGUUUUGCAAUAUAAUUAACGAGUUUAAAUUUCAAAUACAUAUUUUGCACAUAUUGUAGAACUAAAAACGACAAAAAGAAAAUUCCUGUUGCAUACACUUCAAUUAAAUAAUAAAUAUAUGAAUAUGAACUAUUGGAACUGCGCGAAGAAGAAACAAAUUGCAAAGGAGAUCAUCAGUUUAUUGGGUAGAGCGCUCUACCGGUAUCCCAGAUAUCAGGAAUCGAAUCCCGGUAAGAUUGAAUUUUUGCAGUCUUAAUUCCUUCAACUUCAUAAUUUGCGUCACUGGGGUGACCUUCCUUGCAAUUUAAUCCUUCAUCAGGUCACUCAGGAUACACAAGUCACGUGCGGCGCCUAAUACGAAAACCCAAUCAUAUUGGGAGAGCGUACCCCCCUCCCCCUCCCCCCAUCCCUUACCAAUCGCUCAAACCUCUGGGGGAUGAUGGUAAAAUUAAAAGUUGAAUGAUGAAUACAUUGCAACUUUCAAAACCUUACCUACGUAUCAUCAUUGCACGCGCUUUAGGAUCAGUGGAAUAAAAGCAAUAUCACGUGGUAUUUCAGGGGGCAAUAAAUGAUAAAAUUUCCUAGUGCGAGUAUUUGCGGGAGAGUUUUUUAAUGCUCUCAAAACGAGACGACUAUUUUAGUUCGAGUUUCGACAAGUUUUACGUCAUUAUUGUUUGCUGUGAGAACAUCUAUGUUCGCUUCUGCGUACAGGAAAGAAACAGGCGAUUUCUUGCACUAGCAGCUUUUAUCACUUGUUUGCUUGUUUGUUUGAAACCACCUGACAUUUCUUUUUUAAGCGCAUGUCAAGAUGGCGGUAUCGUUAACAAGGUCUAAUGCAGACUCACGUUCGUUCAUACCAACAGGAAUUUAUUUACUUUCUUUAUCACUGCCACUGCACCUGAGCGUUCAGUUCCACCGAAUGUAAAUCCAUUAACGGUUGUAUUUUUACUUUUUUUCAGCGAAUCAGUACAGCCAGUGGAGAUGGUAAACAUUAUUGUUAUCCACAUUUCACAUGCGCAGUAGACACGGAGAAUAUUCGACGGGUGUUUAACGACUGCCGAGACAUUUUCCAGCGAAUGCAUUUGCGCCAGUAUGAACUUCUGUGA